GCAGCAACUUAACUUGAUGUCAUUUGCCAGCCAUGGGAGCGGAGAUGGCAAAGAGUAAGUGCUCAGGUGAUGUUUGACUUUGAUGAUUUGGAACGAGCCAUCGAAGCCAAGGUUUGUGAAGCGCCGGCUGUAGUGCGGGCCAAGGUCAAGCCCCACAUAAAGAACAACCAUACCAAGGUCGUCCGCAUUUGGGCAAUCUCCGAUCUUCACACAGAUGACCACCACAACAAGGAGUGGCUAGAUGAGCUCGAAACCAAAGGCGCCGCAAACGAUGUACUCAUUGUGGCUGGAGAUAUCUCCCAUAAGUGGGACAUCAUCAAGGAUACAUUAAGCUUCUUGAAGGCGCGCUAUGCAAGGGUUUUCUACUGCCCUGGAAAUCAUGAGCUUUGGGGCAACGCCCAAGAGGAUUCCAUGCGCCGUUUCCAUGCGAUCCUUCAGCUUUGUCAACAGCUGGGGGUGGAGACGGCACCUGCGGAGGUGGCAGUGGGCGACCGACGCGUGCUGAUCGUGCCCAUCAUGUCGUGGCACCACCCGCAGUGGGACAUGGAGCCAGAAAUCCAAGGUUGGCGAGGCUUACUCCCUGUGGACCAGAUGCUUAGUGAUUACCCACUGACUCACUGGCCAGAGGGGAUUUGUAUCCAGGACGGUUCUGCAGCCCUGGCUAUAGACAAAGUCAACGAUGAGUUGGUUGAUUGGAUCGACUUGCUCCAACGCAGACACGAAUACCAGGAGGUUCUGUCCUUCUCACACUUCUUGCCAAAAGUAGAGAAUAAUCCGGAGAAGAGGUACCUGACCUAUCCGAACCUCGCCAAAGGCAUCGGCUCGGACUACCUCCGAAGACGGGUGGAGGAGUUGCGCCCGAAUCUCCAUGUGUUUGGCCACACGCAUUUCGGUUAUGACCUGGAGGUGGAGGGCAUUCGCUACGUGCAAGCACCACUGUCCAUGCGCGGGAACUCGUCCUCAGAACGACAUUCCCGUGGAACCACGGUGGCACUUGGCGACUUCCCAGACGGCUUGCCGUUUUCGCACCCGUUCAUGGCCGGGAAGCUUCGGGAUGGAUUGGGCACGGCACGGGCACAAGGUGUGGCAUUCGCGCAGCGGCUGGGCACCAAAGAGCCUGGUCAGGGCGCUUGGUCGGCCUAUGUCGAGCGCUACGGCCGGCGGCCGGACGUCACGCCAGGGGAGCCCAGAUGGAUCUCAGAUUUUUCGCCAAGGCCGCAAGAUGCCGCAAGAAUCCAGAGACAAAUGGUGAAAAACUAUAGGAAGAUCUAA
Molecule: messenger RNA, 1272 nt
Organism: Cladocopium goreaui
Lineage: Eukaryota; Dinophyceae; Suessiales; Symbiodiniaceae
Source: the annotation of a GenBank genome assembly